AUGCACAAGUCGGGGAGAGAUAUAGGAAUGCAGAGGUGCCCUCCUCUGCCUGCCGCUGCCAAAGAUGCAUCAACAGAUCCUGUCCGAGUGCUCAGCUGGCUUUGCAGAGACCUGGAAGAAAGUACGGCAGGGUUCCAGGACUCGAGGUUCAAGCAUGGAGAGUCAUCAGUUAUGGAGGAAGUGCCCGUCCCGGGAGACCAACGCAAAGGUUUCUGUGCCGACUAUUACAAUACCGCCCACAAGGGCAGUCCAGGGAGAUUGCAUUUCAAGAUGACUCACAAGGAGAUCCCUUCCCAAGGCCCCUGUGUCCUAGCUGGUAAUGGGAAUUCCAUAGAUGAAGUUUCCUUCUAUGCCAACCGCCUCACAAACUUAGUGAUAGCCAUGGCCCAGAAGGAGAUCAAUGAGAAGAUCCAUGGCUCUGAAAACAAAUGUAUCCAUCAGUCGUUGUUUAUGGGGGGUGAGCCCACGCCCCACAAAAGCUUGAGUAGUGUAGCCUCUGAGCUGGUGAAUGAGACCGUCUCUGCGUGUUCCAAGUACAUCACUGGUGACAAAGCUCCAGGCUCUGGAGACAGAGCCUUGGGGUCAGGACAGAGCCCUAGUCUAAGAUACAAAAGCACUUUGAAGAUCAAGGAGAGCACCAAGGAUGGCAAGUGUCCAGAUGACAAGCCUGGUUCUAAGAAGUCUUUCUUCUAUAAGGAAGUAUUUGAAUCUCGGAAUGCAGGGGAUGCCAAGGACAGUAGAAGGUCCUUUCCUGGAGAAAGAAAGAUAUUCAGGGGCCAGGACAGAACUGAUGACUUUACAAGCUCUGUCAGUCAAGGGAUAAUGACCUAUGCCAACAAUGUGGUAUCUGACAUGAUGGUAUCCAUCAUGAAAAUCUUGAGGAUCCAGGUGAAAGACACAACCAUUGCCACUCUUCUGAUGAAGAAGGUAUUGAUCAAGCAUGCAAAAGAGGUUGUCUCUGAUCUUAUCGACUCGUUCAUGAAAAACCUCCACAAUGUCACAGGGAGCCUAAUGACUGACACUGACUUUGUCGAAGCCGUGAAAUGAAAUUUUUCUCAUGGAAGCCAAAAGGCCACAGAUAUCAUGGAUGCCAUGAUGGGUAAGCUGUACAGUGUGAUGUUUGCCAAGAAAUUCCCUGAGAGCAGGAAAGCCAGGGACAAGUCUGAGAGCUAUUCCCAUAUCUCCAUAAAAUCACGAGGUGGUGACCCUAGGCAACCAAACCUGAACUUUGCGAUGAAAUCAGAAUCAAAACUGAGAGAAUGUUUGAUUGCUGCAUGCAAACCAGAGAAAGACAAGAUAUGUGCUGAAACUCUGGGCAAGCACAUUACUAAGGAGGGACUGAGCAUGUGGCACAAAACUCAUCAAAAAGACAAUUGUAAAUCUCCUGGCCUUGAUCGUGCCGCAAAGCAGGGUGCCCCUCAUCAGCAAGAGGUUUCCUUUGAGUCUUCAGACUCUUGUGACUUAAGCUCUCCUCCACAGCAGCCAGAGACUUUUGAAAAUUUUAUGUGUGAAUCAGACUCCUGGGCCAAGGACCUGAUUGUGUCAGCCCUGCUUCUGGUUCAGUACCACCUGGCCCAGGGAGGAAGAAUGGAUGCUCAGAGCUUCCUGGAAGCUGCUGCCAGCACCAACUUGCCCGCCAACAAGCAGCCUGUAGUUCACGAUGAGUCCAGACUUAAGUCUCCCCCUAAGAUAUGUGACCAAGAACAAACAGAAAAGAAGUAUAUGAUGAGUGUCAUCUUCAACUUUAUCCGGAACUUACUCAGUGAGACCAUCUUCAAGGGUAACCGAAGUGAAUCCAAGGGGCAGAAUGUUAAGGAAGAAGAAAUCAAUAUGUGCAAAAGGCCUGUGACCCCUCCUGCCCCGAAAUUCUGUGAGGAUGAGGAGUCUGGUGGUGCCUUUUCUGGACUAACCAAGAUGGUCGCCAACCAGCUAGAUGGCUGCAUGAAUGGGCAGAUGGUGGAACAGCUCAAGGACUCUGUGAUGAAGUUAUGCCUCAUUAUUGCCAAAUCUUGUGACUAUCCCUUGGCAGAGCUGGGAGAUGAAAAGUGUGGGGAUGCCAGCAGGCCAAAUUCUGCCUUCCCAGAUAACUUAUAUGAAUGCUGCUUACCAGUCAAGGGCACAGGGACAGCUGAAACCCUCCUACAGACUGCCUACCAAGCCAUCUACAACCAACUGAGAGGUUUGUCAGGACAGCCGCCUGAGGGAUUCGAGAUACCCAAGGUCAUCGUCAGCAACCACAAUCUGGCUGACACUGUUCAGAACAAGCAGCUGCAAGUUGUCCUACAGUGGGUAGCUGCCUCAGAGCUCAAUGUCCCUAUUUUGUACUUUGCUGGUGAUGAUGAAGGAAUCCAGGAGAAGCUGCUUCAACUCUCAGCCACUGCUGUGGAGAAAGGCCACAGCGUCGGGGAGGUUCUGCAGUUGGUGCUGAGGUAUGAGAAGGAGCGACAGCUAGAUGAGGCAGUGGGAAAUGUCCCGCGACUACAGCUGUUGGACUGGCUGAUGGAAAACCUGUGA
This is a messenger RNA of Peromyscus maniculatus bairdii (prairie deer mouse), 2514 nucleotides long. The record is from RefSeq and is a predicted model, not a curated record. NCBI's taxonomy places the organism in Eukaryota, Metazoa, Chordata, Mammalia, Rodentia, Cricetidae.